CUCCUCCUCCUCCUCCUCCUCCUUGCGUUCUGCAAGCAAGAUAAUCCUAUCCCGACAAACCGCCCGGCACGCGCGGUGGAUGCGGAUGGCGCGAGCGUGCGCUGCAGCAUCGGCCAUGGAUGAGCAGUUCAUGCUGAGGGCGUUGAGCCAGGGACAGCUGGGCAGAAGGGUGACGGCACCCAAUCCCUGGGUCGGGGCGGUGGUGGUGAAAGAGGGCUGUGUGCUGGGAGAAGGCUAUCACAAGGGGCCCGGCACGCCUCACGCGGAGGUGGAGGCGUUUCGUGAUGCUGAGGCGAAGGGCGUCAGUGACUUCACUGGAGCAACGCUCUACACGACCCUGGAACCCUGCCACAGGGGUCCCGGCAAGCGAACACCUCCCUGCGAUGAGCUGGUCGUUGCCAAGAAAGUGAAGCGAUGUGUCAUUGGACACGUCGAUCCAGAUCCCAGCUUCGGAGGGGUAGGUGUCGGAUUCCUGCGCGAAGCUGGCAUUGAGGUGGAUGUGGGCAUCUCGGAGGAGAAGGUCCGCGACUCCUUCCGCAGCUAUUUGCACCAUCGCCAGACUGGCAGGCCCUACGUGGUCUUAAAGAUCGCAAUGAGUCUAGACGGCAGGGUGGCGUGCGAGGACAAAACGUCUCAGUGGAUCACGCAGGCGGAGGCACGGCAGGACGCUCACCAGCUGCGAGCUGAUUCCCAUGCGAUCAUGGUGGGGAGUGGUACCGCGCUGCAAGACCAGCCCAGCCUCACCGCCCGCCUGGACCCCGCCCCGAAGCAGCCGCUGCGAGUCGUGCUGGACAGCCGCGGCCGCGUGCUCGAGGGUCCCCUGAUGGACACCAAGCUGGCGCCCACGCUGAUCUUCACCAGCCAGGAGUGCAAGGAAGACUCAAAGAAGAGGUGGCGCGACUCUGGUGUGGAUUUCUACGAGGUGCCGCUGGUUGAUGGCCGCCUGGACCUGCUCAGUGUCCUCGCAGAGCUGGGCCGGCGUGGCGUUCUGCAGCUGAUGGUAGAGGGCGGGGCGCUGCUUCAGGGCCAGUUGCUCAAGGAAGGCCUCGGUGAGGAGCUGCGCGUCUACAUGGGUGCGACGCUGUUGGGCUCCUCAGCACUUCCCUGGGCGCAGACGCCUUUGACCUCCACCAUCAAGGAGGCCCAAUUCUGGCAGCUCCGAGAUCUUCGGCGCGUAGGCAACGACGUUUGCUUGGAGUACUUACGCAAGCCGCCAACAGUGUGAC
Effrenium voratum is the source of this 1226-nucleotide messenger RNA. The record is from the annotation of a GenBank genome assembly. NCBI's taxonomy places the organism in Eukaryota, Dinophyceae, Suessiales, Symbiodiniaceae.